This is a messenger RNA of Vitrella brassicaformis, 3308 nucleotides long. Lineage: Eukaryota; Vitrellaceae. The record is from the annotation of a GenBank genome assembly.
CGGGAAGGAAGCGCAUUGCGUGUGAGUGUGCUGAUGACGCCGAAGUGAGCCUCACCGUCAAAUCCUCCUGUGGUCAUUUCUCGUCGAGAACUUCGGGUGGGCGAGAUUCUCUUCAUCGCGAAACGACUGACUCCAGUUGAUUCUCUGUCUGACGGUGUUUUGUGUUAUGCUGCAGGUGAUGUGAUGGACCCUUCGAUGAUGAGCUCUCUUCAACAUGACAUCGCAGGCGCCUCAGCGACGCAGCAGCAGCAGCCACUCAACCGGCGAGAGGCCAACGCGUCGAGGCAGCUUGCCAGGCCCGCAUUCGAUACCGCUCCCAAGGACACUCUCGAGAGGAGUAUGCGGCAGGGCGCCGACCGCACCCUCAUCCGGCAGGCCUUCGCGGCACUCGUCGAGUCCGACGCCACGGCCAAGGACAUCCGCGAGGAGGUCCUCAAGUACGCCCGUGAGGAGGGCCGCGAGCCGAAGCGAUUUCUCAUCUUCUCCGAGCCGCAGAGCGGCUUCCGCACCGGCGGCGACACGUACAAGAAGUACAUCCCCAUCUCGGUGCGGCACGUGGUCAUCAACAACUCCCAUGUGAUCGUUGAGGGGGCCAGUGCGAGGAUCAUGGUGCACAAGACCGUCAAGGACGCGGACAAGGCCUAUGGGGGGCGGGUGGCGGACAAGCAGACGGCGGGGGAGCCGUGGGAGGACCCCAGUGUGGUGGUGCUCAAGGUGCGGUACGUCGACGCUUCCCACCCUGACAGGGCUCAGGUCGCUGCGGCCGAGUGAGUUAAGGGUGGAGGGAGGGAGGGAGGGAGGGAGGGAGCGGGCACAGUCAAUACACGAGAUGGACACGGACGAGUGGGGGUGUUGUGUUGUGUUGUGUUGUGCGAUUGGCUAUGGUCAGGGCGUCGGGUCAGCAGGUGGCUUGGUGCAACAGCACCAGGCUGGCGGCGGCCCUCUUCGAGGACGUCACCCAGCCGUUCGCCGACCGAUACCGCCGAUCUGCUGCCAAGAAAGAAGACGUAAGCAAAGCAACCCGUCCGUCCUCACAUCCACACACGCACGAACCACACUGAUGCGACGCACAGCACAUUCUCUGGUUGACCACACUGAUGCGACGCACAGCACAUUCUCUGGUUUAAUGUCAGGCCUCUGCUGCGCAAGACCAGCCUUCCAUGCCCGCCGACCCCUCCCCCGUCCGUAUCCCUCUCACCCACACCGGCGGACUAGACGCAGCCAACGCACCCAGUUCAGCGGCGGCGGCAGCUGCGUCAUCCAGCCAGGAGCCUCACCCGCCCCUCCACCUCAUCCCCCACCAGCAGCAACGCAAGCGGCUGCCAAUGGCCGGCGUGCGUCCCCAGCUGCUGCCCAAGCGCCAGGUGAAGGGCCGCGGCCGCCACAGCGUUGCGAUGGCCCAGGUGGAGGCCGAGCCGUUCUCGCAGCGUGUGGGGCCCAAGGUGAUGACAGCCGGGCUCAUCCAGCGGCUCCACGACGGGUACCUCAAGAAGCGCAUGACCGAGGAGGUGGAGGCGAGCCUGGCGCAGGAGUAUGGGGUGGAGGUGUCGAUGGUGAAGCAGGUGCUGCGGCAUUCGCUGGAGGGCUGCAAGGAGGACUUGGGGGCCUUCUGGCAGGUGGAUCGCAUGUUGGAAGGGGGGGCCAAGGGCAAGGCCACCUUCGACCAGGAGAGGGCCGCUUGCGAGAAACAUGUAUGCAACAAACCAACGAAACACAAGCGUUAAGGGAAGUGACGCAUUCAUUAUCCUGUUUGUGGCUGCCCGUGUGCUCAGAUGGCGGCACUGCAGCUGCAGCUGCAGCAGCAGCAGCAGCCUGACCCAUACGCCAACCUCUACUUCACUGAUGUGAGUGUUCCCUCCCACACAGAGAGAGAGGCGCGCGCACAGCCACAGCCACAGAGAUGUGUGUGUGUGUGUGUGUGUGUAGGAUGCCCAUUCCGAGGAGCAUCAUCUGCGUGUGGCCAUCCAGCAGCUGUGCGAGCGUGUGCCUGGCGUCUACGGCCUCGUCCCCGACUGCGUGGCGCCUGUGCGCGAGGACUUCCGUGUGGCCAUCCAUACCUGCCUCCACCACUGGUCGCGACACGUGCUCGUCGAGACACAUGAAGCUGCCAUGGUCAGACAGACAGACAGACAGACAGGCAGGCAGGUGACACACACAUGAUGUGACAGCCAGGUGCACGUGUGUGUGUUUGGGUAUGUUGACUCACUUCAGAAGGCGAUAAGUUUUCUGCAUGAGCAGCAGGUGGUGUUGCCCGUGUUGACGUUCGUGAGGGUGACCGACCAGGUCGGCGACCCCGACAUCGACUCCAAACGCUUGUAUGUAAAGACAGACAGACAAAAAGAAGAGAAGAGGCCGUGCCGUGCCGUCUCUUGCUUGCAAGGAUGAUAUGAUCAAUCCAUCCAUCAGGUUGCCGCGGCCCACUGGUGACGGCGUGUGGCCGGCCGUGCAGGUGUGCCAGUUCCACACACCGCACAUCAGCAUGUUCUUCGAGGUACACAGAUACCGAGCACAGCACGCUCAGGCAGCAAGACGGCCACCCAACAUGGGUCUCUCUGUGUGUGUGUCGCUUGCCCUGCAGCGUCUGCUGUUCAAUUUGAUCAUCUGCGAGACCGUCGAUCUGUGCCACCAGCUGGCAAAGUGAGCAAGCAGGAGACAGACAGACACGUACCGAAGAACAGACGACACGCACACGGACAACGCAAUGUGCUCCCCUCCCCUCUCCUUGUCCGCAGGUCGCCCGUGUACGGGAGCGGCGGGUGGCUGUACGUGUCCAAGGACGGCCAUAUGGUGCAGAACUCCUAUGCUGCGGCCCACCCCAUGCAGCAACAGCUGCACCCCCAUGGCCAUCAUGACCACCCCCCGCCACACGCAUCUCCACAGCACGUCGGUGCCCCUCGCGCAGAUCUGCACCAGCCGGACCCACACGCGCAUGCCAUCCCCCCAAUGUCGCAGGGGACCCACCCUGACCCUGUGGCUGCUCAUUCUGGCGCCGCUGCAGCUGCUGCGGCGCAUCCGGGACAUGCACAUGUGGCACACCACCAUGGUGCUGCUGCUGCUGCUGCUGCUGGGGUCAGUCCGAUGGUAAGGAUGCGCGCAGACAUCGUCUGUCCGAUCUGAGCGAGUGGGCACACGAGCGUGCGCAUGUAUGUGUGUCUGUGUGUUGUGUGUGCAGGGGGUGGGGCACGCUGCGGCCAUGUUGCAGAAGGCCGACCUGGUGCCGCUGCCGCACGGCUGAUGCAUUCAUUCUGUGUAAAGGCUAGUGACCGAAUCCGUGCAUGGGGAAUGGGAUGCACGCAGAGCAGCAGCUA